CCGGAAGUAAAACUUUUUCCAGAAGUCAAACAUUACCGUCUUCCUGUGAUGUGCCGCUGGACUUAAAUAAUAAUUUAGAAAAGAUAACCAUUACUUGCUGAUAAAUUAAACGGAAGGCUACAAUCAAGUAGGCGUCAGCGGGAAAUCAUGUUUUAUCAUAUUUCCCUGGAGCAUGAGAUCCUGCUCCACCCUCGGUACUUUGGUCCCAAUCUCCUGAACACUGUGAAACAAAAGCUCUUCACAGAAGUGGAGGGAACAUGCACAGGAAAAUAUGGAUUCGUCAUUGCGGUGACCACCAUUGACAACAUUGGUGCAGGUGUCAUCCAACCAGGCAGGGGAUUUGUGCUUUACCCUGUCAAGUACAAGGCUAUUGUUUUCCGUCCAUUCAAAGGCGAGGUGGUAGAUGCCGUGGUUACCCAGGUCAACAAAGUUGGACUGUUCACAGAGAUCGGCCCCAUGUCCUGUUUCAUCUCUCGUCACUCCAUUCCCUCAGAGAUGGAGUUUGACCCCAACUCAAAUCCUCCCUGUUAUAAGACCACUGAUGAGGACAUUGUAAUCCAACAGGAUGAUGAGAUUCGGUUAAAGAUCGUGGGAACAAGAGUGGAUAAAAACGACAUUUUCGCUAUUGGAUCCCUCAUGGACGAUUACCUGGCUCGGUGCCUCGACUGGAUCCUGUCUCGGAGCUCGACGAACAAUUUGUUUGACCUCAUGGCUUGGUUUUUCCUCUGACCAUGCACUGUUAAUCUUUUUUUUUAAAGAUUGAAUUGAUCUGCAAAUUCUUUUCUCUCUUUCUCUUCUCAGGUCUUGUCAGCUGAUGUCCCUGCAGUGCUAUGCUGAUGUAUCAACAUCUCUCAUAUUUUAUGUAAAUGCCUCGACAAUAUAGUACUGUCAUUUUUCUAGGUUGAUAAUGUGGUAUUGCUACAAAUCCUGUACUAAGUGGGGACACCAUACGAAUACAUACUAUUGAAACCACACAGAGCCUGUUGAUAAGCAGGUGGUUAUGUUGCUGUAUCGUCUGAGUUACUCUUCCAGUUGCUGUUGUAUGUUGUAUUUCUACAACUUGAACUGGAAAUAAAUGUUUAUUUUUUUGGUAA
This is a messenger RNA of Oncorhynchus gorbuscha (pink salmon), 1094 nucleotides long. RefSeq names its product DNA-directed RNA polymerase II subunit RPB7. Gene Ontology annotation, molecular function: single-stranded DNA binding; translation initiation factor binding; single-stranded RNA binding. The transcript has 8 exons. Bases 148 to 729 code for a protein of 193 amino acids. The record is from RefSeq and is a predicted model, not a curated record. Gene Ontology annotation, biological process: positive regulation of translational initiation; DNA-templated transcription; positive regulation of nuclear-transcribed mRNA poly(A) tail shortening. Lineage: Eukaryota; Metazoa; Chordata; Actinopteri; Salmoniformes; Salmonidae. Gene Ontology annotation, cellular component: RNA polymerase II, core complex; P-body.